Molecule: messenger RNA, 9338 nt
Organism: Myotis daubentonii (Daubenton's bat)
Lineage: Eukaryota; Metazoa; Chordata; Mammalia; Chiroptera; Vespertilionidae
Gene: FGD4
Product: FYVE, RhoGEF and PH domain containing 4
Biological process (GO): cytoskeleton organization; filopodium assembly
Cellular component (GO): cytoplasm
Molecular function (GO): guanyl-nucleotide exchange factor activity; metal ion binding
Source: RefSeq, a predicted model, not a curated record
UGUGGGUCUGUGAGAACAGGAAGCCUUGGGGCAGAGUCCAAAGAAGCUGUAAUUAUCUCCUCUCUCCCAAGCCUGGCGCGCAGGUGAGCGCAGCCACCUCGGGGCCCCAGGUGCGCGGCGGCAGGUGAGCGCCGCGCGGUGCUCUCGGCCAAUGGGCGAGCGCGGGGCGGCGGCGGGGCGGAGCCUCCAGUGCGGACCGCGCUCCAGACCGCGCCCAGGGCGCUCCACUAGGCACCGCGCGUCCUUGGCAGCUUUCCCGGCCCGAGGAGGAGGCGGAGGCCGUGGCGCUGGCGGCUCCAGCGGCCUGAGCUCUGCGCGCUCCCCGUCCCUCCCCCAGGGCCUCCGGCGUUGGGCUCCGGAGAGAAGGGGGUGGAAGCAGCCCCAGCCCGGCCGCUGCAGUAGCGGCGCCAGGUGAGUGCGGGAGCCGCAGAGAGCGAGCGCCCCCCUGGGCGGCCCUCCUCGUCCGGGGCAGGAAGGGACGAGGAAGACUUGCCCAGGAGCCACCGGAGCCGCGGGGCGCCGCGCGGAGCAGCCCCGAGUCGACCCCCUCGAGUCGCGCCUAGCGUGGGCAUGCAGGCGACACCCCCCCGCGCCGGGCUGCCCCUGCGGAGCGCGGCGAGCGCUCACUCGCGCCCGGACCAGGGCGGGAGAGAGUGCGGAGCGGGGAGCGAGCCCGGCCGGGUGAGCAGCAAGGGCAGCUACGACUUCAGGCGGGUGGCGAUCCGGCGGAAGUCCAAUGUUGCCUACCUGCUGCACGGGACCCCCAGACCCUGGAGUCGGCCCUCGCUGCACCCGGGAUGGGCCGAGACGGCCGCCUUCAGGACCCCGUCACCCGCGGGCACCACAGGUGGCAGUACCUGUCCAAAGAUCACUAUCAUUCCACCCUUUUUGAAAAGCAGCACAACCGCACUGAUUGAUCAGAAUGUAUCUGAUGAAGAGGCUCAGGGAAUAAAUGGAAAAACGCCAGCAAAACACUCAGCUGCAAGUCCAAAGCCACAAGUGCCUCCAAAGCCAUUACAUCUGCAGAAUUCACCUUUGUCCAGUAUACACCCAACCCCUAAGCAUAAAGCUUUAUCUAGUGCAGCACCCAGGAUGGAGGAAGUUAAACCUGCCUCUGCUUCUUGUGUCUCAAAAGAAAAAUCCAGUAAAAUAUCAGAUCUCAUCAGUCGCUUUGAAGGAGGCAGCACAUUAUCAAGUUACGGUGAUUUGAAGAAAAAUUCAGCUGUGAACCUAAGUGUUCCUAGAACCACAGGAAGGCAUGGAUUGACAACCACACCUCAGCAAAAGCUCCCCUCCCAGGACCCACCACAGAAGCAGGGAAAUGAUGUGGAGCCAACUCAGGGUGUACAAACUUGUGUGGCUAACGGUGUGAUGGAGGCACAAAACCAGGUGGAAUGUGAGGAGGACAAAGGGGCCACUGGUAGCCCAGAUACUCCUACUCAAGCUGCUGAACCCUUGCUUGACACGAACUUAGUGAAUGGAGCAGGAGACGAAAGUACCACGGGCCCCGCCUCACCCACAACAAAUGACUGUGAUGGAAAUGCUUCUGACAGCAGCUGCAGGACGCCCAGUGUGGACCCAGCCCUCCCCCUGGAAGAAGAAAGGGCAGACACAGACGCCAAGGGUCAAGAGAAGGAAAACGGAGAAAGCUCUUCGGAACUGGAACAGCUGGACCAGCACCAGGAGAUGAAGGAGACAAAUGAGCAAAAACUUCACAACAUAGCCAAUGAGCUGUUGCUUACGGAAAGAGCUUACGUCAACCGACUUGACCUCUUAGAUCAGGUAUUUUAUUGCAAACUAUUGGAAGAGGCCAAUCGAGGCUCAUUUCCAGCAGAGAUGGUGAAUAAAAUCUUUUCUAAUAUUUCAUCAAUAAAUGCCUUCCAUAGUAAAUUCCUAUUGCCAGAACUGGAGAAGCGAAUGCAAGAAUGGGAAACUACUCCUAGAAUUGGUGACAUCCUCCAGAAAUUGGCACCAUUCCUUAAGAUGUAUGGAGAAUACGUGAAAGGAUUUGAUAACGCAGUGGAAUUGGUUAAAAACAUGACAGAGCGUAUUCCCCAGUUCAAAUCAGUAGUUGAAGAAAUCCAGAAACAGAAGGUCUGUGGGAACUUGACCUUGCAGCACCACAUGCUGGAGCCUGUUCAGCGGAUUCCUCGGUACGAGAUGCUCCUGAAGGACUACCUGCGGAAAUUGCCCCCUGACUCUCCAGACUGGAAUGAUGCGAAAAAAUCACUGGAAAUUAUAUCUACAGCAGCAAGCCAUUCUAAUAGUGCAAUAAGAAAAAUGGAUAACCUAAAGAAACUCUUAGAGAUUUAUGAAAUGCUGGGAGAAGAGGAAGACAUUGUAAAUCCUUCCAAUGAACUAAUAAAAGAAGGACAGAUCCUUAAACUAGCUGCUCGGAACACAUCAGCACAGGAACGCUACCUUUUGUUAUUCAACAACAUGUUGCUGUACUGUGUGCCGAAAUUCAGCUUGGUGGGCUCCAAGUUCACAGUUCGGACCAGGGUUGGCUUAGAUGGAAUGCAGAUUGUGGAGACUCACAAUGAGGAAUAUCCGCACACUUUCCAGGUAUCUGGGAAAGAGAGAACACUGGAAUUGCAAGCCAGUUCUGAACAAGACAAAGAAGAAUGGAUCAAGGCCCUUCAAGAGACUAUCGAUGCUUUCCAUCAGAGGUAUGAAACCUUCAGAAAUGCGAUUGCAAAGGAUAAUGACAUUCAGUCAGAGGUUUCUACUGCUGAGCUAGGGAAAAGAGCCCCAAGAUGGAUCCGAGAUAAUGAAGUAACGAUGUGUAUGAAAUGCAAAGAGCCUUUCAACGCACUGACAAGGAGAAGGCAUCAUUGUCGAGCAUGUGGACAUGUGGUUUGUUGGAAGUGUUCUGAUUACAAAGCUCAUCUGGAGUAUGAUGGUGGUAAAUUGAGCAAAGUUUGUAAAGACUGUUACCAAAUAUUAAGUGGAUUCGCAGACAGUGAAGAAAAGAAACGAAAAGGGAUUUUAGAGACUGAAUCAGCAGAAGUAUCUGGAAAUAGUGUGGUGUGCAGCUUUCUUCAGUAUAUGGAGAAGUCAAAACCUUGGCAGAAAGCUUGGUGUGUGAUCCCCAAACAAGACCCUCUUGUGCUGUACAUGUACGGUGCCCCGCAGGAUGUCAGAGCCCAGGCCACCAUUCCACUCCUGGGCUAUCUUGUGGAUGAUAUGCCAAGGAGUGCAGACCUGCCUCACAGUUUCAAACUGACCCAGUCCAAGUCUGUGCACAGCUUUGCUGCAGACAGUGAGGAACUGAAACAGAAGUGGCUGAAAAUCAUCCUUCUAGCUGUCACAGGUGAGACACCUGAUGGUCCUAACAACCAUUCAGCUACCUUGGACGAUAACCCUGAACCUAAAUAAAAAUCAGAAUGCUGAACUCCAGGACCAACCACAGUGUGGGGGUCUCAAGAUUCACCGCUCAAGACAUUCCCAGUUCUCCUUACGCAUCUCUUAGCACUUUAUGUUGAGAAGUAUAGGCUCAUAAAUGUAUCUGGUAGGGGACUAUUUUUCCUAUGUUUGUGUACUCUGGUGAAAUUAAUGUGGAGAGCCAUUCUACCGAUAACUUUUGGAAAUAAUGUGAAAAAUGGAGCAUUUUUUUAAUGAGCUAUUUCUUGACUAUGUACUUUUGUCUUGGAGAAAACGGUAUCAAUUGAUUAUGUCACUAUCAGGUUAGAAUAGGCCACUUUCACUUAAGAAUUAUUUUAAUGUCUUCCCUUUCACAUGUAAGACUUGUAACAGUUUGAAAGAUAUACCUCCAUGUUGCCAAAAUAGAUCCAUGGUUAGAAGAAUUACAAGGACAGUUUAGGCUGUUGUGUUAACUUAUUUAAUUUAGUGUAUAAAGCUCAAGCUGCAUAAAUAAUGUAUGUCCUUUUAAAACAGAAAAAGGACAGGUUGUUGGUGUUCAAACUUUCGACUUAUUAAGAAAAGAUAUUUGUUUUUGUAGAAAUACUCCUAAAAAUAAAAUAUCUUACGUAUAUAGCAAUUAUGUAUAUAUAGUAUUAAAUAUGAAUAUAUCUAUAUACUAUACAUGCCUUUCUCUUCAGCUUUAGGUUCAUAUUUGUCUCUAAUUUAUUUUUAAAAUAUAAAGCAUGUUUUAUCUUGGAAUUGGACAUGUUCUAAACUUAAUGUUUUUGGUGAUAUACGUUUAACUGAUUGACAUCUAAAGGUAUUGAUAUUUUUAUAAGAAAAAGCAGUAAUUUAUGUGGCAUGGGAUAUAUUAGUGAAUUCCAACCGUAUUUUGAAAGUACUAUUUUUUUUUGGUUCUGUGCCUAUUUAAAACAGUGCCUCUCUUUGAAGGUGCUAAUAAUUUCUAUUUAAAUAUAAGGUGAGGGUUUAAUUAAUGCUUCAGUCUUGCUUACUCAGAUAAAGUGCAUUUUGGUCACCAGAAUGGUCAAAAUCAUACCGGUUGUUUUUCAUUUUAUGAUCCUCUAAUUGUACAACAGUUAAUAUCAGUAUAUACAAAAAUCUUCACAAACCUGGAUUGUGCAAAAUACCUGACCUUAAGCAGAAUUGGGACAUCAGGAAACUGCAUUUCCUGUACUGUUUUUUUUUUCUCUAAGACUGUUGAGCAUGGUUAAAUGAGGACUAUAUAAUUAACUAGAGGCGGGAUCAGGCAGAAACAGCUCUCUGACAUCCCCUGAGGGGUCCCGGAUUUCGAGACAGCGCAGGCCAGGCCAAGGGACCCCACUGGUGCACAAUAGGGGCUGGGAAGGGACAGUGGAAGGGCUCCAGGGUAUAUCCGGCCUGUCUCACCCAGUCCCGAUCGGCAGAAACCCAGCAGCAAGCGUCUACCGGUCAGAGUGUCUGCCCCUGGUGGUCAGUGCGCAUCAUAGUGACCAGUUGAACAGUCGGAGGGAUAAUUAGCAUAUUAGGCUUUUAUAUAUAUAGAUACUCAAGAUAUCUGUGUCGGCCUGUUCCUUUGUCAGAUAUAAUACAAAAUUCACAAGUGAUAACCUAUGUUUGAGAGGGCUGGAUAGAUAUUAAAGGAAGUUUAUGUUCAAUUCUUUAAACCUCCUCAGUAAAGAAUGGGGGCGGGGGGCACAGUAUUGAAAAGCAAUGUUUUAAUGGUAGGUUUUGGGGAGGUACAAGAUAAUUGAAGAGAGCCUGAGCAUUCCUUUCUCGUUUAUCUUUCUGAGGAAUCAUAGUAGACAAAAUAUAAUUCCUUGUGACUAAGGCUGCUCUUCAUUAUAUUGUAAUUAUGAUUAAAAUCUCACAUUAAGCUGGCUAUUUAACUUAACCCUUUUCUCUAACUAGAUCUGUUUUUUUGUUUUUUGCUUUUGGGUUUUUUGUUGUUGUUGUUGUUUUUACCCUGUUAUGCCUCAAAUGUUAUCACAUUUAAUGCAUCGUCUAGAGAUCCACAAGAAUGACCUCACUAUCCUCUGCCUUUGGGGAUUACACCUUUUUGAAAAAUAUGUAUAUUAUUAUUGAUUUCAGAGAAGGGAGAGGGAGAGAGAGAUAGAAACAUUAAUAAUGAGAGAGAAUCAUUGAAUGGCUGCCUCCUGCACCCUCCCUCCCGCACUGGGGAUCAAGCCCCUGUCUGCAGGCUGAGCUCUAUCCACCAAGCCAAACCAGCUAGGCCUGCGGAUUACACCUUAAAUGUAGAAUAGAUUUGCUCAGACUUGGAGAUUUUCACUCAUCUAUUUAGGCCCUCUUAAGAAAAUGUGAAACAUUUAUUUUUCUGUGAAGGAGCAGAUAAACUAAUUAUGGCUGACAUGAUUGGGUUGCCUUCUUCCAUGAAAGGAAUACCAACCAUGAUCAUUUACAUUAAACCAAAUACUUGGAGCCAAAAAAAGAUAAAAGGUAACUUGUUCCUAGUAAAUCAGGGGCAGACUUAAAAAUAUUUUAUAUUGCUUCUCUUUUCUAGUUGCCGUGUGUGUGUGUGUGUGUGUGUGUGUGUGUGUGUGUACACAACAUGUGUAUUCAUGGGUGGUUAUUGAGAAGGUUAAACUAUAGCUAUAGAUGAUGCUUUUGGUUUUCUUAAUCUCAGGAAGAGAGAAGCAAUAAAAAUAUGGAAUGAUUACCAGGGGAAGGUGACUUUUGUAAAUGUGGAUAGAACAAUGGAAAUAUAAGGGCCAAUUAGAAGAUCUGUUGGCCAGAUUAUUUUGAAAACUGUUUUGAGCAGCAGGAAGACUACACUUUCCCUUUCAGUGAGUUCUUCUGGAGUGGAAGUCGUGGACAAAUUUUGGCUCAAUACAUAUCUAUGUUAUUUAAUUUAGAUUAUUGAAAGAAUAUUCAUGAAGACACUGUUUAUUAUCAUGCUCUUAAUAUUAUCUUUAAUUUGAUAAAAAAAAGAAAUAUUAUUGUAAGAAGAGAACUUUUAAUUAUCCAGUUACCAAUUUCACUCCCACCCCUUGUUCUGUAGCCAAGCACAAAGAGAAGCAAUGAAGCAGCCUUACCUGUUUUUGGUUAAAUAAUCACUAAUGCUUUUAUUUGGAGAAAGGCAAAGGAAUAAGCUUAGUCAGCCAUUUAGUAAGCACUCAACUAAACCAAAAGACCUCAAAGUAUGAUUGGUUACAAGAAUAACUUACGUCUUUUGCUUUCUGAGACACAUGAGCAGUCAGGAAGGAUUGAACCUAAGAAGGUAAUUGGUUGCUUUCCUAUUAAAGCCAGCAUCCCAUCGUGUAGGUCUUACAAUUUGUUUUCUCUAAGUUGGUGCUUUCCAACUCAUCUUUUCUUUAAAGUUAAAAAAUAUUUCUUUGCUAAAAACUUCUGUUCAUUAUAAAACAUUCCAAUUUUUUAAACUUAAAUUUUGCUUUAUUGAAAUUCUACCAUUUAGGAUAUUUAAGUAUGAAAUGUAGUGCAGACUGAUCUCCAGGGUUUAAGUGGGACUCAACAAUGAAAACUGCCACCAGCCACUUUUGUAAUAAUGGCAUCUAUCAUGCUGUCAUGUAUGCAAGCAAUAAAACUCUUCAGGGUAUGUUUUUAUACUGAAAUCUUAACAUGAAUGCCCCUAACCACAUUCUAGAAGAGAAUUCACUUCUAGAAAUGAUCAUGUAACUCAUUGCCUGGUAUAGAAAAGAGAAAGUGUGUGUGCUUGGGAGUCGGGGUUGGGGGGAGUGGGCAUUAUUCUUUGGAUUCAAAUAACUAUCAAAACCAUUUUACUUCUGCAAUGGGUAUGGAUAAUGAAACAAAGCACAUCUGCACUACUUUAUCAAGCAACAUCUCAUUUUUCAUGAAGUUUAAUAACAUACCCUUGGUGUACUUAUCUUCACUGGGUGACCUACCCCCAUUUUUUUAAAUACACCAUUUUUUAACUUUUUAAGAACUAGUUUUUUAAAUGUGCCCUGUCCCCAUCUAUAGACAAACAUUGGAUUUUUUUUUUAAAGAAUAUUUGCUGUAGUCCUCAGUAUAUUACAAAAAAACAACAACUUCAUAGUACUUCAGGGUUAUUAAGGAUUCAUUAAUGCCUUCUAAAAACCUUAAAUCAAACAUACUUCUUCGAGUUUACAAUUGCGGUUUACUUCUUUUUGUCUACUCUGUGGAACAGGGUCUUUAAAUUCCUUUAAAUUUUAGAUCUCAAUUCUGGUUCUAUUCAAAGCCUUACAUUCUUACUCUGAGUAUAUUGUCUGUGGUAGCUCUGAUAAUGAUCUUUCUGGGCUGGAUCCAUCCCCAGGAAAAGGCACCAAUAGGAGCAAAUAAACUUCUAGGGAACAAGGUCUUCUUCAUGUUUUCUUGUUUUUGUUUUUGUAGUUACCUUUGCUCUAAUAGAGAAGAUUAAUUAAAAUUUCCUACAUCACGUGAUGUUUGUGUGAGCGGGUCUAAGCACAUGGUAUUUAUAAGCUAAAAUUAAUUCAAAAGACAAGAAUGUCUUAAUGUUUUCAUUGUUAAGAUUCUGUAUUCUUCAAGAAUGUAUUAAUAUAAAAACUGUGGCUAACUAGUUCUGAUUCUCAGGACUGGAUUGAUAUCCGUAGUGGACCAUGUUAUUUCCUUAUUCUCAUCCAGUUUUAGUUGAAUCAAAUUACUUUUAUUUUCAUAUUCCUCUCUACUAUAGAUUCUCCAGAUUUGGAAAAUAUAUAAAAACCACUAGAUCUACUUUUAAAACUCUUUCUGUGAAUUUCUGAGUAUAUGUAUAUAUGUAAAAAUAUUAUUGAUUUCCAAUUCUGUUUUUUUAUAGGAACAAAAUUUUUAUAGAAACUGUUCUUUUUAGUUUAAAUAUUUUAACAUAAAUUACUCCCAUGAAUUUUUAGUAUAGUUCAUUCUUAUUUAUGCCCGUAUCCAUGUCAUGAGAUGAAAACUUUGCUUUUUUUACUGCUAUAGUAGAGAGAAAUAAAAUUAGGAACUGAAGCAAGCAGGAAUGAGCAGAGAGGUGGGCAGCAGAAAGAGGCUGCUGGUCUCCAGAUCAGAGCAAUAUGUGUUAAGAUAAGAGAAAAAUACACUGCAGAAGGUAUAUAAAAUAUAAAUUUACAUAAUUGCAUAUUGAUGGGAUUUAUUGCACCCCAGACUUUCACCUUGACCUCUAUAUCAUUACUUUCUUUUUCCUUUAGGCUAUAAAAGAAAUAAAUUUAUUCUAUUGGGCCAUUUUUAGUGCUGUUUACUGAAGUAGAAAGAAAUAUCCCUUUAAAGUCCAUCCUGGUCUUUUACUUCUGGACUGAACAUUUGGCAGAAUAUAGUGUCUUUUCUGUGAUUUGAGACGAAAUAGCACAUGCCUCGACAAGAUCAUUUUUAACUUGUUGGGGUUACUGAGUUACCCAAUGGUUAUCCCUUUCUAAAAUUCAUUGUAGAUUGAAUUAGUGAGAUUAGGUAGAUUUAGUGAAAAUUAAUUCAAGAAAUCUCAUUGUAGCAUAUUUUAAUAAGUGAAUACCAAAUACAUAGAGUGAUAUAUAUGUAGUUUUGGGGGAGAGGCAUAAUAAUCUGUAGGGACCAUUAUGAUAACUGAAUUGCAUUAUAUGUUAAGCAUUAUAUGGAUGUUGGAAUGUAUCACUUGGGGGGGUGGGGGGGAGGGUCUCCAUUAGCAAUCAUGUCUGUAUAUAAAACUAUCUUCUGUUUUUAUUUUACCAAACUAGCAUUUCAUUUUGUGAGUGACAGUUGACUGAUAUUUUUGAGUAAGUGUGAUCUGGUUUUGAAUUGUUGACUGAUCAGUUUGAAAAGGUAUGUUAUCAGAAUUUUAGAGUUAACUCAAAUGUGAAAAAGUAUACAUAAAGGUAAUUUUUCUUUUCUAGCUAUGUGAAUGUAAAUAUGAAUGCAGAUAGUGUAUAUAUUGUGUAACAUAUGUAUAUUUGGUCACAAAGGUGGGGAAUCAGAAACAUUGUAAAAUUAAGCACUUUAAUUCCUCUUAAAUAUUAAACAUUUGUAUCUUGUAAAUAAAUACAUCCUUAAAUGAA